Messenger RNA from Varanus komodoensis (Komodo dragon), 3592 nucleotides. RefSeq names its product alpha-N-acetylgalactosaminidase (gene NAGA). The record is from RefSeq and is a predicted model, not a curated record. Gene Ontology annotation, biological process: oligosaccharide metabolic process; glycoside catabolic process; glycosylceramide catabolic process. Gene Ontology annotation, molecular function: alpha-galactosidase activity. The transcript is spliced from 8 exons. Lineage: Eukaryota; Metazoa; Chordata; Lepidosauria; Squamata; Varanidae. Gene Ontology annotation, cellular component: cytoplasm. The coding region runs from base 223 to 1560 and encodes 445 amino acids.
CCUCAUAUAGCAAGAGAGAGAGGAAGAGAGUUGAUGUGACAAUGAACAGGGAUGGAAAUGGGAGUGAGGUUGAGAAGGAUGCACAGUCUGUGUCUAAUGAUGGUGUGGAAAAAGAUUGUGUUGGUGAGAACUCGUGGCACUGUGCGAUGAAAUGAAGCAUGUUAGUUGAGUCAUUUGAGUCAAACAGGAAACAAUAGUUAAUUAGAGACUUCCCAUUUCUUGAUGAAAAGUAUUUUUCCCUUCCCUGCAGCACUGAAGCAUCAGUCCAUGGUCAUGAAGCUUGUUGUCUCUGUCCUCUUAGCCCUAGCCAGCUCCUCCUUGGCUCUGGAGAAUGGGCUUAUGAGAACGCCCCCAAUGGGAUGGCUUUCAUGGGAGAGAUUUCGUUGUAAUGUUGACUGCAAGACGGAUCCUCAUAAUUGCAUCAGUGAGAAGCUCUUCAAGGAUAUGGCAGACCGCCUGGCAACAGAUGGAUGGAGGGAGUUGGGCUAUGUGUAUGUGAAUAUAGAUGACUGCUGGAUGGCAAAGGAGCGUGAUGCAACAGGACAGCUGGUUCCAGAUCCAGAGAGAUUCCCUAGUGGAAUCAAAGCCUUGGCAGAUUAUGUGCACUCACGGGGGCUGAAACUCGGCAUUUAUGGUGAUCUAGGCACCCACACAUGUGCAGGGUACCCAGGUACCACAUUGGACAAGAUUGAACAGGAUGCUUCAACAUUUGCUAGGUGGGGAGUAGACAUGCUGAAGCUAGAUGGCUGCUACUCGUCAGCAGAUGAGCAAGCCCAAGGUUAUCCUAGAAUGACCAAGGCUCUGAACGCAACAGGCCGUCCUAUUGCCUAUUCCUGUAGCUGGCCAGCCUAUCGAGGGGGACUCCCACCUAAGGUGAAUUACACUUUUCUGGCAAACAUAUGUAAUCUCUGGCGAAACUAUGCUGACAUACAAGACUCUUGGAACAGCGUCCUCUCCAUUGUGGAGUGGUUCUCUGUCAAUCAGGAUGUAAUUCAGCCUGGAGCAGGCCCUGGCCAUUGGAAUGACCCAGACAUGUUAAUCAUUGGAAACUUUGGCCUCAGCUAUGAACAGUCCCGGUCCCAGAUGGCCUUAUGGACUGUGAUGGCUGCUCCUCUCUUCAUGUCCACGGAUCUCCGCACUAUUUCAGAGAGUUUCCUGGAGAUUCUACAGAACAAGUUGAUGAUCAAAAUUAACCAAGAUCCCCUGGGAAUCCAAGGACGCAGAAUCCUUAAGGAGAAAUCUUACAUAGAUGUAUUUCUGCGGCCACUUUCCCAUUCAGCCAGUGCUCUGGUUUUCUUCAGCCGGAGGACCGAUAUGCCGUACCGCUACACCACCUCACUUGCCCAACUCAAUUUUACACAGAACGCUGUAUAUGAGGCACAAAAUGUGUAUACCGGUGAAAUCAUCAGUGGCUUAAAGACUGCGGACAACUUCACAGUGGUCAUUAAUCCCUCUGGAGUAGUCAUGUGGUAUCUUUACCCAACUGCAUACUUGGACCUGUCUUCCAGUUUUGCCAAGCAGGAGCUGAAAGUCAAGAAAUUCAGCCCUGUGACACUGUGAUGCUCCUGGUAUUACUGCUGGUAACUCCAAGUGGAAAAGGCAAACCAAUUGUACAAAAUGGUGAUCUUACACAGGCAGGGUAAAUGUCUUGCUUAUCUACCUCCAAGAGCUAUGGGGAAGCUCAAUUCUGUGGCCUUAUUUUGUGGAUUCACUUGGAAGGAUUACUAAGGCUAGAAUAAGUCCCACUGAACUCCGUAGGGGUUACAUUUGUGUAAAUAUGCACAUUUGUGUAAAUAUGCACUAUAAGUUUGCAUAGUUGCUUCAGUGAUGGCCAGAUAAUUUGAAACAAUCAGAUGUGUUAAGCUACUGUAUAGCAGAAGUGUAAGCUCAGAUCAACCUAAGUUGAAGGAAAUUAGGAUAUUCCAUAGGUUGCAGAAAAGUAAUUUGCCCUGGAUUACUUGCAAUUGAAAAAAUCUUUGCUGAUCAAAUGAACUUCAAAUUAGCUCUACUCCUCUUUCCUUCCUUCCAUGCAGUGCAAGUAUUUUAACUGUGCUGGUCUCAGUGGCAGCUAAAUUGAAUUUCACCUCAUGAACUAAUCUGGGAGAAAGGAAGGAGCAUAGAAUCAUGGCAACACAUCUUACUAGGGAAAGAAACUAAUUAGUACCUCACAAAGGCAAAUUACCAAUCUGAAUGUAUUAGUAGUAAAACUCACUCUUCCAGGAAUGUGCAACCUCAGAAUGCAAGAGGAAACAAAAUCAAAUGCAGUAAUGUCAGGAAAAAGGGUUCUUGCUUAUCCUGCUCCCGAGUUGCUAGUUUUGUAUCUGCAGGAAGGGAUGAUUAACAGAGGGGUAUCCUACAUCUGUAUUCAAUUAUAGACUUUCCCAAAAUUCUAUCAUGUUGCUCAGUGUGGCUUUGAUUUUAGGAACGUAUCAAUCCCUUGCUGGAACAAAUCAAAGGUUCAUCUAUUCCAACAUCCUAUUCCUGGCAAAGGCCAGAUGCCUGCCCAGACUGCAAGCAAAGGCAACAACCUGGGCAUGUAGUUUGUUCCUGUAUCUAGUAUUCAGAGGCAAUAUACCCUCCAGCUGUAAAGUAGCCUAUUUAUAUACUACAAAACUGCUAAUCAGAAAGCACUGUGUAUGUGCAUAAACAUGAAAUUGUGUGCUACCCAACUGCACAUGAGAUUUGUAUACACACACUGAGAAAGUGGAAUGGGCUGCAGCUUGCAGCAUUCAUACAAAAAUUUAAAAAUAUUUGUGUGUAUAUAAAGACAAGUUAUACAACUGUGUAGCUUUCCUGAGCAUGCUUAUACGAAAGUGGCUUCUACCCACCAGGUUUACAGGGAAUCUGUCACAGAUGUUAGGUCCCAUGUUUUAACUCAUGCUUGUGAAUUAUGCAUUACACAGGAGAUGGGAGCAUGCAAAAUUUCUGCUUCUGGGUAGAAUCCAUUUUGACACAGAAAGGGCUAUAUAGGGAGAGACCUGUAUCUCCCUGUCAUAAGGAGGUAAGAAGAGCUGUGCUGGAACAGUCCAAAGGCUUAUCAAGUCCAGUGUUCUCUUCACAGAGGGUUCAACCUGUGGGAAGCCUGCAAGGAGCAGCACCCUAUCACUCAUGUUCUCUAGCAAGUGGUAUGUGGAAGGGCACUACCUCUGAUGCCAGAACUGAUAUAUCACUUCAUAAUGAUUCCAUUAGGACUUGACUUUUGUAUUUUCUCAAUCUUCCUGCUGUCUUCAUGCAUCAAGCCCUGAAUCAGUUUUCAACUCUUUGAAAUAGCAGUAGCUGCCCCUAGAAGACUUCCUGAGCCAUUAUCGGAAUGGACAGGAUAAAAAUGUUUUAAAUAAACAGAAGCUCUUAUUUACACUCAUGGGCUUAAGGAAUUCAGAAUGACUUUCUUCUGGAAUCAUUCAAUUCCAUUCAUCUGAAAAGCCCAUAAACAGUCUCUUUUUUGUAGGUCUCUUGGAUUUCUCCCUGAUUUUUCUAACUAUUACAAGGUGAAUUUUGUUUUUAUAAUUGUUCUUAUGAUUAUUUUACUUUGUUGUAUUGAUCUACUCUAUAGCCUGCUUUUUUCAACAUAAUAAAAACAUUUUAAAUUAAA